AUGUCGUCCCUGUUCUCGAAGAAGAGCCUACUCGGGCUAUCCUUGGUGUCGGCCCUAGCGUCUCCGGCAGUUGGCAUUGCCUUUGACUACGGAUCUGAAAAGGUUCGUGGUGUGAAUAUUGGUGGCUGGCUGGUAUUGGAGCCAUGGAUUACACCCUCAGUCUUCGACAAUGUUGGUGAUGCCGCCGUUGAUGAGUGGUCACUUUGCGCAACCCUUGGAGCUGACCAGUGCCGUGCUGUCCUCACGGAUCACUGGAACUCCUUCAUCACUCAAGAUGACUUCAACCAGAUUGCUGCCGCAGGCAUGAACCACGUUCGAAUUCCUAUCGGCUACUGGGCUCUUCAGCAUCUUGAGGGCGACCCAUAUGUUGACGGUCAGCUGGAGUAUCUCGAUUCCGCAGUUGGCUGGGCUCGCGCUGCUGGUUUAAAGGUGAUGGUUGACCUGCAUGGCGCUCCUGGAUCUCAGAACGGUUUUGACAACAGUGGAAAGCGUGGUGCCAUCACCUGGCAGCAGGGUGACAACGUUGAAAGCACCAAGGAAGCCCUUAAGACUCUUGCUGCGCGAUAUGGUUCUGAUACGGAUGUUGUUACUUCCAUUGAAGCUCUCAACGAGCCCAGCAUUCCUGGUGGUGUGAAUGAGGACGGCCUCAAGCAGUACUACUAUGAUUCCUGGGGCGUCGCCCGGGAGGCAAGUCAAGAGACUACCGUCGUUCUUCAUGACGGAUUUGCGCCCGUCGAAUCCUGGAAUGGUUUCAUGAGCGAGUGGACUGGCUUUUACUACGUUCUGAUGGACACUCACCACUAUGAAGUCUUCGACAACGGUCUGUUGGCCAUGAACACCGCUUCCCACGUCGGCAAUACCUGCAGCUUCGUCAAUGACCACGUCCUUCACACUGACAAGUGGACUAUCGUCGGAGAAUGGACUGGAGCCAUGACCGAUUGUGCCAAAUACCUGAACGGAAAGGGAAUCGGUGCCCGUUACGACGGAACCUACCAGGGAAGCACCAUGCUCGGUAGCUGCGAUGGCAAGGCUGUUGGCAAUAUCGAUACUCUUACUUCUGAUGAGCGCACCAACAUUCGCCAGUUCAUCGAGGGCCAACUCGAUGCUUAUGAGAAGGGUAGUGGUUGGCUCUACUGGACCUGGAAAACCGAGGGUGCCCCUGAGUGGGACAUGCAGAUGCAGCUUGCUGGUGGUGUCUUUCCCAACCCAGUCACUAGCCGCCAGUUCCCCGGCCAGUGUUAA
Molecule: messenger RNA, 1242 nt
Organism: Penicillium cataractarum
Lineage: Eukaryota; Fungi; Ascomycota; Eurotiomycetes; Eurotiales; Aspergillaceae
Gene: exg1
Product: glucan 1,3-beta-glucosidase
Exons: 3
Coding region: 1-1242 (413 amino acids)
Biological process (GO): glucan catabolic process
Cellular component (GO): cell surface; extracellular region
Molecular function (GO): glucan exo-1,3-beta-glucosidase activity
Source: RefSeq, a predicted model, not a curated record